AUGGCGAAAAGUAGUAUCGUUGAAACCCGUGUGCGAGUUCUAGCUACUUUGAAGCUGUUGAAAUUUAUAGAUCAACAUAAGGAUGAUAUUACAGAAAUACCAGAAAAUUUGUCAAAAGUUUUAAAAGCAAAUGGUUAUAAUAUUUCGAACCAAAUCGAAGUGCUUAAAUCAGAUGAGACCAUAAAAAAGCAAGAAAUUGAUUUAAAUAUUCUUCGAGAUGUCAAAGGUGACGCAAAUUUAGAGGUAUCAAGUAAACCUGCAAGUAAUAAAGAUACUGAACUCACUACCUCAUCUGAAUAUUUAUAUAUAUCUGAUUUACGAUGGUUGAAAAUUUGGUUAACACAACAACGGAAGGAGAAAGGCUUAAACGUUUUUCUACACAAUUUAUUGGAACAUUGCUCUUUAGAAUUGCCAGAAAAUGAAAUCAUCAAACGAAACCCAGAACUCGAGGCACGUUGCCAACGAUUACGUGAGCAACAACAAAAUCAAGAGUAUUUAGACAUGACGAAGAAUGUAGAUUCAAGUCUAAAGAAUAUUCCGGAAGAUACCAUGGCCUAUCAAGUCAAAGCCAUGAACAGUCAAAUGAUUGCAGUUUUGCAAUUCAUUUUUUCGGUGGCUGCUGGAUUUGUGUUUGGCUUUUUGGGUCUGGAACUUAUUUUUGGUGGAUUGAAAUUCGGCUUACGUUUAGUAUUGGGAAUAUGUUGUGCGCUCGUAAUUGGUAUUGCAGAAAUGUAUUUCCUUGUGAAAAAAUUGAACGAAGAAGAGAAAGCGAUUUCUUCACUCAAAAAAUCCACCGAAUCUGUAAAGAAAAAUGGAAAAGCAUUAAAACCACACAAUGAAUAAUAUAUUAUAUUAAAGUAUGCAGAAAAUGUAGGUUAAUAUAAUUGUCUAUAGCAUCAUUUCCAUGAGGCAUCGUAUUUAUGGUUUGAGGUAUUAUAUUUCUCAAGAUUAAAGUUACAUGAGAAAGCAAUUCUAUAAUAGUUAAUACAACUUUGUAAGGUUUGGAAUUUUAAGGUUUGUUAACGUGGCCGAUUUGAUUUUCGAUAGGUACCUAACAAAGUCUAAUAAUUUCUUUGUAAUAUUAGCGUUCGUUGUUCCUGCAAUACAAUAAAACAUUCGCAAAAAAGA
This is a messenger RNA of Anastrepha obliqua, 1128 nucleotides long. RefSeq lists its product as uncharacterized. Gene Ontology annotation, biological process: vacuolar proton-transporting V-type ATPase complex assembly. Bases 1 to 843 code for a protein of 280 amino acids. Lineage: Eukaryota; Metazoa; Arthropoda; Insecta; Diptera; Tephritidae. The transcript has 2 exons. The record is from RefSeq and is a predicted model, not a curated record. Gene Ontology annotation, cellular component: endomembrane system.